AUGCUGGACUUUUUUAUUCCCCAGCUGAUUGGAAAAGACCUGUUUGAGAUCUGGGAAGUUGUAAAUCCUAUGGGCUUACUAGUGGAAGAACUGACCAAGAGGAAUAUCCCUUCUCCAGAACCAAGAAUUACCAGGCAGUUGGGCAUCAGCACGGUUCUGCCACUGUACUUUGUUGGGUUGUACUGCGAUAAGAAGAUUAUAGCUGAAGGUCCUGGUGAAACACUGUUUGCUGCAGAGGAAGAAGCUGCCCGCGUGGCACUGCGGAAGCUAUAUGGCUAUACAGAGAACAGGAGACCUUGGGAUUACUCAAAACCCAAACAAGGACUGGCAGCUGAAGAGGCUAUCAGCAGUAACUAGAUGAUAAAAGACAUUUCUCAUUUCUCUUAAGAAUUAAUCGUGUCCAUGCUGAAUAUAAAUGUAUUUAGGAAAGCAAAAUUCACUGUCUUCAGUGCUUGAAACUGUCGAAUCAACUAUGUUAUUAAAAUAAAGUCUUUUCCUUUUGCACA
Messenger RNA from Athene cunicularia (burrowing owl), 506 nucleotides. RefSeq names its product mitochondrial ribosomal protein L44 (gene MRPL44). Gene Ontology annotation, molecular function: double-stranded RNA binding. NCBI's taxonomy places the organism in Eukaryota, Metazoa, Chordata, Aves, Strigiformes, Strigidae. The transcript is spliced from 3 exons. Bases 1 to 357 code for a protein of 118 amino acids. The record is from RefSeq and is a predicted model, not a curated record.